This is a messenger RNA of Epinephelus moara (kelp grouper), 4899 nucleotides long. RefSeq names its product amyloid beta (A4) precursor protein a (gene appa). The transcript is spliced from 17 exons. Gene Ontology annotation, molecular function: serine-type endopeptidase inhibitor activity; signaling receptor activator activity; heparin binding. The record is from RefSeq and is a predicted model, not a curated record. Lineage: Eukaryota; Metazoa; Chordata; Actinopteri; Perciformes; Serranidae. The coding region runs from base 187 to 2550 and encodes 787 amino acids. Gene Ontology annotation, biological process: central nervous system development; axonogenesis. Gene Ontology annotation, cellular component: plasma membrane; cell surface; membrane raft.
UGUGUGUUAAUCCCACUCCGCUGUGGUCAGGUGAUCCGGCGCUGAGCAGCUGUGCAGCCUCGGUAUCGCUCACAAUCAGACAACGGGAGUCACCGGCGCUGAACACACUCAGUUUCUCACCCGACGCAAACGUGUAACCGUUUGGCGAAAACGCUGCCUUUAGGAGCGUCGUGUCAGCGAAGCGACAUGGGGGAUCGAGUAGCUUUACUGCUGCUGGUUGUAGCGGCGUCGGCUCUGGCUGCCGAGGUGCCCACAGAUGUUUCCAUGGGUCUGUUGGCAGAGCCCCAGGUGGCCAUGUUUUGCGGUAAACUCAACAUGCACAUCAACGUGCAGAGCGGCAAGUGGGAGCCGGACCCCUCGGGUACCAAGAGCUGCAUCAGCACCAAGGAGGGCAUCCUGCAGUACUGCCAGGAGGUGUACCCAGAGCUCCAGAUUACCAACGUGGUGGAGGCCAACCAGCCAGUCAGCAUCCAGAACUGGUGCAAGAAGGGCCGCAAGCAGUGUCGCAGUCAUAUGCACAUCGUGGUGCCCUACCGCUGCCUGGUGGGAGAGUUUGUGAGCGACGCCCUGCUCGUUCCUGACAAGUGCAAGUUCCUGCACCAGGAGCGCAUGGACCAGUGCGAGAGCCACUUGCACUGGCACACUGUCGCCAAGGAGUCCUGUGGAGACCGCACCAUGAAUCUCCACGACUACGGGAUGCUGUUGCCAUGCGGCAUCGACCGCUUCAGAGGCGUGGAGUUUGUGUGCUGCCCCGCGGAGGCGGAGCGUGACGCCGACAGCGCCGAGCAGGACGCUGAUGAUUCCGAUGUCUGGUGGGGUGGAGCGGAGACUGAUUACUCUGACACCAGUAUGGUGCGGGAGCCAGAGCCAGCAGAGCAGCAAGAGGAAACCAGGCCAUCUGUGGUCGAGGAGGACGAGGAAGAGGAGGAGGUAGCGGAGGAAAAUGACGAGGAAGAGGAGGAGGAGGAGGACGUGCUGGACAACGACCAGGACGGAGACGGAGAGGAGGACGAAGAGGCGGCGGAGGAAGAAGAAGAGGAGGAGGAGGAUGAGGGAGACGAUGACAUCGUGGACACUCUCGACGACAGCGAUGACGCCGAUGAGCCCACCACCAACGUUGCCAUGACGACAACCACCACGACCACCACCACCGAGUCUGUGGAGGAGGUUGUCAGGGAUGUGUGCUGGGCCAAUGCAGAGACAGGUCCGUGCCGGGCCAUGCUGCCCCGCUGGUACUUUGACCGCCAGGAGGGCCGCUGUGCUCAGUUUAUCUACGGCGGCUGCGGAGGCAACAGGAAUAACUUUGACUCUGAGGAGUACUGCCUGUCUGUCUGCAGCAGCGUCAUGCCCACAGCCACACCCAGCUCUCCCGACGCAGUGGACCACUACCUGGAGACGCCUGCCGAUGAGAACGAACAUGCCCACUUCCAGAAGGCCAAAGAGAGCCUGGAGGCCAAACACCGUGAGAGGAUGUCCCAGGUGAUGAGAGAGUGGGAGGAGGCAGAGAGGGAAGCUAAGAAUCUCCCACGUGCUGACAAGAAGGCCGUCAUCCAGCGUUUCCAGGAGAAGGUGGAGGCCCUGGAGCAGGAGGCAGCCAGUGAGAGGCAGCAGCUGGUGGAGACCCACAUGGCCCGGGUGGAGGCUCUGCUCAACGACCGCCGCCGCCUGGCUCUGGAGAGCUACCUGACUGCACUGCAGCAGGACCCACCCAAGCCUCGCCACGUCUUCAGCCUGUUGAAGAAGUACGUGCGUGCCGAGCAGAAGGACAGGCAGCACACCCUCAAACACUUCGAACACGUCCGCAUGGUGGAUCCCAAGAAGGCUGCGCAGAUCAGACCUCAGGUGCUCACCCACCUGCGUGUCAUUGAGGAGCGUAUGAACCAGUCUCUGGGACUUCUCUACAAGGUGCCAGGUGUGGCUGAUGACAUCCAGGACCAAGUUGAGCUUCUGCAGAGGGAGCAGGCGGAGAUGGCCCAGCAGCUGGCCAACCUGCAGACGGACGUGAGGGUGAGCUACGGCAACGACGCCCUGAUGCCCGACCAGGAGCUGGGAGACGGCCAGACCGACCUGUUGCCUCAGGAGGACACACUGGGCAUGGGGGGAGUCGGAUUCAUCCACCCUGAGAGCUUCAACCAGCCCAACACUGAGAACCAAGUUGAGCCAGUGGACUCUCGCCCCAGUCUCGACAGAGGCAUUCCCACACGGCCAGUGACUGGAAUGAAGAUGGAGGCUAUUCCCGAGCUGCGGAUGGAGACGGAGGACAGACAGAGCACUGAAUAUGAAGUUCACCACCAGAAACUGGUCUUCUUCGCCGAGGAUGUGGGCUCCAACAAGGGCGCCAUCAUCGGGCUGAUGGUCGGCGGCGUCGUCAUAGCAACCGUGAUCGUCAUCACCCUGGUGAUGCUGAGGAAGAAGCAGUACACCUCCAUCCACCACGGAGUCAUCGAGGUCGACGCCGCCGUCACCCCCGAGGAGCGCCACCUGUCCAAGAUGCAGCAGAACGGUUACGAGAACCCAACCUACAAGUUCUUUGAGCAGAUGCAGAACUGAAAUGUCACAUGUAAACACACACACACAUAAAAAGACACACACACACACACAUCUCCUCCCACACAUCAAGCACCCCCCCCCCCCCCCCUCCCCUCCUCUCCUCCCCUCCCGUUCCCUUCGUCUAGUCCCACGUCUCCAGGAGGCAGUGUGGCUUAGAUCUUUGACUGAAAUAGUCAGUCACAAGCAUACGGAGCGACUGUAGCCAGCUUUCAUUCCUGCCUGGGCGGACACCGCGGCCGAGUUUGCACCACGUUUGUUCACUUUACCGGAGCGAGACGCCUUUUAAUUAAAGAAAGGCGUUUUUAUACGUUGCUCCAUCUGGGCCUGCUGAUGUAUGGGGGGGAAAAAAAGGCCCCGCCCAGUGCAGCGAAACGAACCCACUGUUUGGGAAGCGCCUUCUCUCCACGCUGAUUCAGGGCCAGUGUAUAGUUUUUUGGCGUGGGACGGUUUUAGUUGUGUGAGGCAUAUCUGACCACUGAUCAGUGGGGUUGUAGGCGCACACUGACCCUGGGCGUCAUUUACAAAAAUCGGUCGCAGAAUCAUCAUCUCAAAUCAUUCUUCAACAUGCGGACGUUUGUUUUUGUCAUGAAAUACAAGCUUGAAUCCUGAUUUUUCUAAAUGAAGCCCGGUGUUUCCCCACAAACUGCACCACUACUGCACUCUACAGUCUACACUGGAGUACCCCCUCCUCCUCCUCCUCCUCCUCCUCCUCCUCCCACUCCUCCAUCCCUCCCUCCAUCCUCUUUUCUUUGCGCAUUCUUACGACAGCUGGGCUGUGCUACGUCACACAAGGCUCUUAAGGAUAUCUGGAGAUGCUGGUGAUAACGAACAUGUCGAUGACGAUGGUAGUAAUUAUGUAUUCUGAACGAGCUGUUUUUAUUUCCGAUUUUUUUUCUUUCUCUUUUCGUUUCCAGUUUUGUUUUUCAAAAAAGAGUGAAAACGGAGAAAAAAAACAAACAAACAAGUCAACCGAUGUAAAGUCCUUUUUUUAAAUUGCGUGUAAUGUUACUGAAGUAAUGCUGAAGUCUUAGCUGUUCCUAUGUAGUGCAUGACAACAAUGACAAUGGGAUUUGGAAAAACAAGAAGAAAAAAAAAAAGAACCCAAGAUCUUAACGCUGCUCUCUCUCGAGAACCUUUCUCACGUAUAGAUUGUCAUUCUAGCAAGAUUGUACAUUUAGUAUCUUCUCGUGAUCACGUGACUUCAAACGAUGAUAAAAUAUAUAUAAAUCUAGAUGAACGGGCUCUGCUUUGAUAUCAUGUAAAAUACACAUUUAAGAAGAGAUCUGUGAUUUUGGAAUUUAAGUGUGUUCCUUGUUUCUUUUUAUUAUUUUUAAACCACGCUGCGUUCCUGAAGCUUACAGGAGGGGGGCUGGCUUCAUCUCUGUUUGUAUAUUGUUCUCAGUCAUUGAAAUAUAUUGUGUUAAAAUCCUUAUAUGUAGGGGCUCUCACAAAUCAUACCCCUUUUUAAUUUUACUUUUUGUUCAGUUCAUGUGAUGUUCUGAAAAGGGCAUGUUGUGGGUGUGAAGGUUAGAGGGAGCGGGAACCCGGCGCGGGGGGAUGGGUUAGGAUUAUCUCUGCGUGUAUGUGUUUUGUCAUUUUCAGUCUGGUGUUUCGUCCAGUCGUGAGCCGACGCCGUCUAUAUUUUUUUGGUAAUCAUUUUGCAGAUAGAACAAGUGAAGUGCUGAGAGGAGGAGGAGGAGGAGGAGGAAGGAGGGCGAGGUAGAGAGGAAAUGACUUGCAGUUCCGGAUGGACAGCCAGCCAGGCAGGCAGCCUGUAUAUAUAUAAUGGAUUUUCACUCCCCAGCACCUCCCUUCCCCUCCCUCCCUCGCCUUCCCUUCCCUUCAGGCAUGCUGCUCACCUCUCUGCCAUCAACGCACACUUGACUCCUCAGAGGCAGAGCACCGUCGCCUGUGUAUAGAUGAUAGGCGUUCACCAUUGAGAGAGCUGACAGGCAGGGAUGAAAUAUUAGUCUCGGCAUCAAAAGGCAAGAAUCUCCCGUUCAUCUUCAUACAGUCAGCUCAUGUUAAAGGUUUGUCACCAUCUCAAAACACUGAAAGAAAUACAGUGUGACCUCUCACUCUGUUAAUGGCGAGGAAGAUCUGUGAGGAAGUGGUGUCGAUAUGGAGGCUGCAGUGGGGUGGGUCCUUGGUUUUCAGAGUGUGCUCAUUAGAAGCCCAACAGAGGGCAGUAGAGUAGAAGAGGAAGCAGGAUUUUCUUUCUAUCUUUUUUUUCUGUGGGUUAUAUAUUGGUUUUGUUUUCCACUGUGUAAUAUUGUGCAGGCCAUUUGCAUUGACUGGGAAAACGCUUUCUACACUGUAUUCCAUAAUAAAGUUUUGAAUGUACAUACA